Molecule: messenger RNA, 1823 nt
Organism: Setaria italica (foxtail millet)
Lineage: Eukaryota; Viridiplantae; Streptophyta; Magnoliopsida; Poales; Poaceae
Exons: 2
Coding region: 74-1279 (401 amino acids)
Source: RefSeq, a predicted model, not a curated record
UCAGUUCACUCGCCAGCAAAAUCCGAGCACUGCCUCCCCGAGCGCGCCUCUUCCCGCCGGCGCCGGCGACGCCAUGCCGCUUGCCCUUCCCUUCCUCCACCUCCUGCCCAACCCCGCCCCUUUCCAUCCCUUCCGGAUCCACCGCACCCAACAAUCCCACCCCCACCUCCCCCUCCGCACCCGACGCCCCUCGGCUGCGGCGGCGGCCGAAGCAGAGAACCCGUCCGCAUCGGUGGACGUCGAGAUGGUUCGCGGGCAGGACGGAGUGUGGACGGCGCGGUCCCCGACGGUUGUAGUCCUGUGGGACCUCGACAACAAGCCCCCGCGCGGGCCGCCGUUCCCGGCGGCGACUUCCCUCAUCGCCGCCGCCUCCCUCCUGGGCCGCGUCGUCUCCAUCUCUGCCUUCGCCAAUCGCCACGCCUUCUCCCACCUUCCCGCCUGGGUCGCCGCCGAGCGCCGCGACCGCCGCGCCCUGGACCGCGCUGAGCGCGCGGGGAGCGCCGCCCCUUCCGUGCCCUACUCGUGCGCCGUCUGCGGCCGUCGUUUCCCCACCCGCCCGGACCUAACCCGCCAUUUCCGCCAGCUCCACGAGCGGGAGCGCAACAAGAAGCUCUCCCGCCUCCGCUCCCUCAAGGGCAAAAAGCGGCAGAAGUACCGCGAGAGGUUCAUCACCGGCAACACCAAGUACGAGGACGCCGCACGGGAGCUCCUCACCCCCAAGGUCGGAUACGGGCUCGCCUCCGAGCUCCGUCGCGCGGGCGUCCAAGUCCGCACCGUCUCCGACAAGCCGCAGGCCGCGGACCACGCGCUCAAGCGCCAGGUGAAGCACUGUCUGGCCUGUGGCGUCGACUGGAUGGUGCUGGUCUCUGACGACUCUGAUUUUACCGAUACGGUGCGGAACGCACGCGCCGCCGACCUGAGGACUGUGGUGGUAGGGGACGGGUGCCGCAUGCUUGGCAAGGUUGCUGACAUUUGGUUGCCAUGGGACCGUGUCGAGAAUGGUGAGGUUGAUGAGGAGAUGCUGAGGAGUUGUACAUUUCCAGAGUUCGGAGAAGAUCAGGAAGAUGAGCAGGGUGAGGAGUUCAGAUUGGAUUGGGAUACCAGUGACUUGGACGAUGUUGUUGAUGAUAUUGUUGGAAUGAGAACCAGUUUGCAUGGGGCUGCGGCAAUAUCUGCAUUUGCUGAUGAGGAUAUUACAGAUGGUAUAUUUGGACUUGAAUUGAAGGGAGAUAGCAUGUUUUGGAGUAGUGAUGACGAGGAAGAGGAUGGUUACUUGUGAGGAUUGAGGAACACAUGGGUGUUAACAGCAAACUGGCAGGAGCUCUUCUGAGUUUAUGUACAAAGAAAGCAACGGGGGCUAACCCCCAACAGCGCCCAGGUGCUACUCAACCCCUUGUCUAGAAUGACAGGUCAAACACAAAGGGAGAAAAGACACCACAAAAGUUAAGAGAUAUGCCCUCCAAAGGCUCCCCUUCUCUGUUCUAGAUCCUCCUUGACGCGUUGCGCAACAUGGAGUGGUGGCUGAGCCUCGUUUUAAAAAAUCCUCCUAUUCCGUUCCUUCCAAAGAUUCCACAUGAUGUAGAUGCAAACACCGUUGAAAGCCCGCCAGUGGUCCUUUGGAACUGCCUUGGCCACUGCUUCCCACCAGUCCAAGGACUCCACUUGUUGAUGCGCCUUAGAAUACCUUAGGUGGUGGUGUUUCUUUUUCAGUUUGUGGUUUACAUCCCUGAGCGAGUUUUUUUUUCCGUUUUUGCGUGGUCGUGUAUCAUGGUUGUACAUGUUCAAACUUUUCUUCUUAAUGAAAAACGUGCUAUGCACAUCUU